Rubroshorea leprosula is the source of this 475-nucleotide messenger RNA. The record is from the annotation of a GenBank genome assembly. Lineage: Eukaryota; Viridiplantae; Streptophyta; Magnoliopsida; Malvales; Dipterocarpaceae.
AUCGGAAGAACUGACGGCAAAAGCAUGACCAGUUCCUCCUCCGUCGUUGCUCACAAGGUGCUGAGUAAGACUGCUUGCAAUCACCUUCAGAAAAAGCUGGUAAAGUGGCAAGUCAACCCUCCCACCGGUUUCAAACGCCAAGUCACCGACAAUCUUCAGAGUUGCCUCUUCGUCGGCGACAGAGGAGGGGCUAAUGCCGACAGCAAAAUGGAGCGGCAAAGAGGACACCAUGCGAGUCUGUGGCGACAACUCGGUGGCCGAGUUGAAGUGCAGAAUCUGCAAACUCACUAAUGUUUUGCCCAAGCGACAGAAGCUUCUCUACCCCAAAAUCAGAAACAAGCUCUCUAAUGACUCCAUCUUGCUCUCUUCUAUCCCUCUGAAGCCCUCUCUCAACAUGACCAUGAUUAGGUACUUCUCUUCCUCACCACUCCCUCUUGAUUUCAUAUGCUUGAUUUCUACCAGCUUCAGGUUGAUU